Hirundo rustica (Barn swallow) is the source of this 6048-nucleotide messenger RNA. RefSeq names its product solute carrier family 16 member 3 (gene SLC16A3). NCBI's taxonomy places the organism in Eukaryota, Metazoa, Chordata, Aves, Passeriformes, Hirundinidae. Gene Ontology annotation, cellular component: membrane. The record is from RefSeq and is a predicted model, not a curated record. The coding region runs from base 156 to 1607 and encodes 483 amino acids. Gene Ontology annotation, molecular function: monocarboxylic acid transmembrane transporter activity. Gene Ontology annotation, biological process: transmembrane transport; monocarboxylic acid transport. The transcript has 5 exons.
GCCGCGCGGGAGCGCUCCCCAGCCGGUGGGACCAGACGGGCUGGGGCGGGUCUGCGUGGGCACACGGGGACGGCGGGCUGCGGUCCGGCGCGAGCACGGGCAUCCUCACGCUGAAUCCCGGGACGUGACUCAGGGAACACACAAGCUUCGUCAUCAUGGGAGCUGUAGUAGCUGAUGAUGGUCCAUCAGGAGUUAAAGCCCCUGAUGGAGGCUGGGGCUGGGCUGUCCUGUUUGGCUGUUUCAUCAUCACAGGAUUCUCCUAUGCCUUUCCUAAGGCAGUUAGUGUCUUCUUUAAAGAACUUAUCCGGGAAUUUGGCAUUGGAUAUAGUGACACUGCAUGGAUUUCCUCCAUUCUGUUGGCCAUGCUUUAUGGAACAGGUCCACUUUGUAGCAUAUGCGUCAAUCGCUUCGGUUGUCGCCCUGUCAUGCUAGUGGGUGGCCUUUUUGCCUCAAUGGGGAUGGUGAUAGCUUCCUUCUGCACAAGCAUCGUUCAGAUCUAUCUAACCGCAGGUGUGAUUACAGGUUUGGGUUUGGCACUAAACUUUCAGCCUUCACUCAUCAUGUUAAACCGUUACUUUGACAAACGCCGGCCCUUAGCCAAUGGGCUAUCUGCUGCUGGGAGUCCAGUGUUUCUCUGCGCUCUCUCACCGUUGGGACAGAUACUACAACAUGAGUAUGGUUGGAGAGGAGGAUUCCUUAUCCUGGGUGGGAUGCUGCUCAACUGCUGUGUAUGCGGAGCACUAAUGAGACCUUUGGAGCCACCCAAAAAGUCUGAAGCUACCAAAGAGCCAGCUGAGAAGAAAGUGAAGAAAAAACUUCUGGAUUUCAGUGUUUUUAAAGACGGUGGUUUUGUAAUUUAUGCAUUAGCAGCAUCUAUCAUGGUGCUUGGCCUCUUUGUUCCCCCAGUAUUUGUUGUGAGUUAUGCCAAGGAUUUAGGGUAUCAAGACACCAAAGCAGCUUUUCUUCUGACUAUUCUGGGAUUCAUUGAUAUCUUUGCUCGCCCAAUCUGUGGAAUGGUAGCUGGUCUUAAAUGGGUUAGACCACGUUGUGUCUACCUCUUCAGUUUUGCUAUGAUUUUUAAUGGCUUUACAGAUCUCAUGGGUUCUAUGUCUGUUGAUUAUGGUGGACUGGUGGUCUUUUGCAUUUUCUUUGGCAUUUCUUAUGGAAUGGUAGGUGCUCUUCAGUUUGAAGUUCUCAUGGCUAUCGUUGGUACGCAGAAGUUUUCCAGUGCUAUCGGUUUAGUGCUCCUGGCAGAAGCUAUGGCUGUUCUGAUUGGUCCACCAUCAGCAGGAAAACUCCUGGAUGCAACGGGGAGGUACAUGUUUGUUUUCAUUAUUGCUGGAAUUGAAGUUACCACUUCAGCCCUUGUAUUGGCCUUGGGAAAUUUUUUCUGCAUUAAGAAAAAAUCAGAAGAACCACAUACAAAAGAAGAAGCAUCAGAAAGAGAGGAAUUAAACAAAUCUGAAAACAAAACUCUUGAAGAUGCCAAGGUGGACUCUAUUGAAGUGGAGCAGUUUCUGAAAGAUGAGCCUGAAAAAAAUGGUGAAGUUGUAACUAACCCAGAAACAUUGUGUGUGAGCAUGACAAGGAACUGGAAAAGUGUUUAGAAAGAAAGAUUUUCAACACUAUUUAUUUUAGAAACAGAAAUAGUUUAGGGCUGGGCCAUCUGCUUUAGUAACUGCGGACUAGUCAGCUCACCAGGUCUCUUUGGAAGCUGAUGAGCUAGAUAACAUCUUACUGGAAAAUUAGCUUUAUCAGGAAAAGGUGGAACAUUGUGGUUAUACAUUUCAUGUAAACUAAAAAGCUUUAUGAAAACAAUUAAGCUCUUGCUAUGCAUCACCAGAAACUGCUCACUUGGAAGAUACAGGAAAAGCAUAUUUUAAGAAAAGUGAAUUAUAUGUAUGUUUUCAGAAAAUAUUGAUGAAAUUGCUGUGUUGUGUGGCUAAAUAUAAUUCCCCUAUGUUCUCCAUGAAGGGAAAAGAGUUUGAGAUGGAUAAAACUCAGGAACUUAAAGGUCUCCAUGAGGUUUUUGAAUUUCUUACCUUUUUAGAUUUUUUAGAUUUAUUGGCUCAGCCCUAAUUUAAUUUUGAUAAUAUCUGUAACUUCAAUUUAUGUAAAUGCAUUUCUGCCUAAACUUGUAACCUUUGCAAUUAUCAUCUGGAAAUCCUGGUUUUGGAAAGGCACAUUACCGAUAGUGUCCUCAGCAGAUCACUCAAGUAGUAUUUCAAGGUAGUACUAAAAGAAAAAAAAUGAGCAGAAGGGAUCCUGGCGGACCUCAAGCAAACGAAAUUAGCCCACAGUUCCAUAUACCGUUUUCAGUAAAAUUUCCCUAGAGCAUUGAAAAGUAUUACAGGAAACAUGGAGAAGAUGAUUAUUAGGUUUAGUAGAAUAUUCUGAAAAAGUGUCCAUUUUGCAUGUAAAAGAAAUGGUGCAAGUUUCCAGAUGACCUAUAGACUGGGGUAGACUUAGGGAAGAGACUGAACUACUUUGAAACAUGUUAGUCAUCCAUAAAAUGCAGUGUUAGCCAUUACAGGAAGUUUUAACAUGUUUGGUUUUUUCUUCCCUAUUAUCCCACCUCCCUACCCUCUGACUUAAUCUACAGAAGUUCAAAGUGCCAUUCUUGUUGUUUGAGGAAACAUGGUAACAACUGUUCAUCAUUUUUAUGAUAGCACAGUAUUGAAUAGAAAGGAAAGCAUUAUUUUUCCCCCCCCCCCCACCCCCAAACCAUUCAAGAAAUGCAAUUUUUAAAAUAUAAAAUCAUGCUACUGCACCCCACUGCUCAAAUCUGCUUAUAAAAAGCUGCCUAGGCUUUGUAAGUGCAGUAAAAAUAUUCAAAACAGACUGUUAAUAGAGUUCAGUUUUCUUAUUAGUAGCAAAGGAAUACUGGCUUUCGGGGUGGCCAAAAUUGUUGUGCUUAAUAACUGAAACUAAAAGACCCUAAUCCUUUAAAACUCAGUAUCCCCUUUAAAUUUUAACAGAAACAAAGUGCCAAAAGCAUGAACCAUUCUUUAAUGAACAAUCUCAGAUACCAGCUUCCACUCUGGAAGUUUCUUCAAAAUGGUUUUGCAAUUGUUAGGGUAACCUUGCACAGAAAUUGGAAAGUUAGAAUCAUAACUUUUAAAAGAAAUGGAUGCUGCACAGAAUAAACCUGUUUUUAUAUCCUAUGUAGUGCAUUAUUGUAAAGUCUUUUAUUAAUUUAGUGGCAGCAAUUGUAGUGAAUGUCAUUUCCCAGUUGUAACAGCUUACUUACUGAACUUAGCGCCAGUUUGCUGAAGACCAAAUUGGUACUUGAAACACAACACUAAUAGUUCCAGAAGGCAAGAGAAAAACGGAAUCCACAGAGUAAUUCAUUGUAUCUUUGGAGCCUGCUUCAGAUGAUAUAUGAAGGCCUGAUACAGCUUUCAGAUUGGAGUCCCCUGUUUCAAAAAGCAAUAACUAGAAACCUUUCCAAAGGUGAAUUCAGAUUCUCAGAUAGCCAUUUUUGUCUUACUGUGUGCUUUGAUCACUGGAUUUCUUUGCUAGAUAAUGCUACACUGUUAUCACAGAACUAAAUGGUUAUUCCUUUGACCUCAGGUUUUGGCACAAUUUUAAGUUUCUGUACAUUCUUCAAAUGUACUAGACUGCUUUAUAUGUAACAGAAUGUAAUUUGUGCUAAUCAUACUGAUUUUCCAGACUACUUUUCAUUUUCCAUACAUACACUUUUACGGUUAAGCUGGAAACAAGAAGUUUUAUGUUGCAAUUUUAUGGGAUUUGAGACAGAAGAGAAAGUUAGGGAGACAAGGAGACACGUUUCAACAAGAAACCAUAAAUAAUGUUGUAAGUAAAACUAGCAUUCACAGGAAGGCCUCCUUUGCCUAUACGAGUUAUUUUCUUCAACUCAGAGAUCAAUCAUUGCGACUGGGACUGCCAAUGCUCUUGUGCUGUUUUCAGCACAGACCUACACCAGUGGCUUGCAGUAUUUAUGACAGUAGGAGAUAAUUACUGAAUGAGAGUGCUCAAAUCACAGGACUCCUUUAUUGACUGUGAGGAAAAAAAAAAGGGUUAAAAGUUAAUUCACUGAGCAGUUUUAAAAAGCCGUAUGAGCAGUUGUAAAAUCUUUAUCAUUUUAAUUAAUUACAAGAAGCAUCAAUACAAAGGCAAGAAACUCCUAAUGUAGCUCUCUUAGCAACAUUCAAAAAGCGGCAGGCUUGAGAGUUCUUCAGAGUUCUAGAGCCAGUUAAGCUCCUUAUUCCCAUUCCGUCCCAUUCAAGGCUAGCACCCAAGUGUGUGCUAGCCCUCCAAUCCUCCUUCUGUUCAGCUGCCCUUAUCUUCUUGGAAAGAGAUCUGCUAUACUGAUGGGAUGGAAACCGCCAUGCCAGAUCCCUAGGCUGCACACCUGCUGGCCACUAUACUAUACCGUGCUGAAGCAUGUAUCCAGCUGCUCCUAUUGACAUCGCGGCAAAGGCCUUCGCAUUCAUCUCCUGUUUUAUAGACCCUUCUCCUUCCUCCCUAAUGUGUAAAAAACCAAAACCAACCAAAACUAAACCCCACAAGCAGCUAGUCCUUAGGUUCCCGGUACUGUCCAGCCAGGCUCCUUUUUAAUUUAACUCUGCUUAUUGUAAAUAUUUAAAUAGAUUGAUAAAUAUAAAAACUAUGUAUUUCAUAUAUUUAAAAGGAAUGUAUUUAAAUGCCUCCAGGUAUUCUGGCUACUGCAUUUCUUUAACCUCAAUACCACUGAGAUGCCCUUCAGAGCAGUCUGUGAGAUGUGCUCGUCCAUGUAUUUUGAGGACGUACACGAGCAAAGCCAUAAAGCAUUGCUAAGGAGACACUGAUUGCUCAGGGUCACAGGCAGAACAGUUUCAUGCAACAUCUACCAAGACGAACCUUUGUUCGACCUUCACCAGAUUCAAAUUUGUGUUUUAAAAAAAGGGAAAAGGAAGUGAAUGUAGGUGACUAUGCAAUUGAAUUGCCAAGCAUCCAAAGAUUAUAAUUGACUCCUGCAUCAUACACUAUUAAAACAAAUGUAAUUUCUUUAGACACACAGUUCAUGAAUAUAUCUAAGAAGUCUGGAAAAGUAAACAAUCAAAAAUCUAAAAGACAGUUUUCAAAUAUUCUUUCUCUGAAAGUAGUGAAUUACCCUGCAGGCUAGCAAAUUUUUAAAGCAUUUUGGAUCUUCAUAUAUUCUAUAAAAUAUGUACUGUAGGAUUUAUGGUUAAAAUAUUAUAUGAUUGAUUAUGCAAUGGAUCUUAGGAAAAUAAGGGCCUGAUGCAAGGAGAUGAAAUGUGUAUAAAUGCCAGCAAUACACAUACACUGCAUACAAAAGUAUACAUGUGUUUGCACAUAGGUAUUGACGCAGGCAUAUAUAUUUUGCAUAAACAUGCAAAAUACCUGCAGGAGUAUAUUAGAGAGAGCUUGCCCAUUUAUUACACAAUAAGCAGAGUUAAAAUUAUUUCCUUCCUCUUAUACAAAGAUCAGUUUGCUUUUUAAAAAAUUCUAAAUUAAGUGUUCUGUAGACAUUUGGAGCCUAGAACACCUCAUCAGAAGUCUUAAAGUUUAUGCAGCUGUUUCAAGCUAAGCCAGUUCCCUAAAGUUAAGACUUGAGAUAGUAUGAAGGUACGGCGUAAAGGACUGGAGAGAUCUCGUGCUAACAUUAAAUUCCAUCCACAAAACGUGUAUUAGGCAAUGGAGAAUCAUUCUGUAAAAAUAAUUUAGAACCCCUAAUCAAGCAUCUGAACUUCAAAAUGAAAAAGCAAAAUUCACAUAUGCACCUUUGGUAUAUCCCAAAGAAAAUGUUUAGUUUGGUAGACAAUCAUAAACAGAAGAAAUUCAGAAUGCAAACUCUUACAUGUUACAGCGGUAAGUAUUGACUUGUGUAUGUGCAUCUGUGUCUCUCUGCCACAUUUGUCUAGGAUUAUGGGAAUACAGUUCAGUUUUGUGCGAGACGACAUUUUGUUUCUUGUUAAGGCACUUUAAUGUAACGUACAUUUAUACUUAGAUUUUUUUUUUUAACGCUUUUCUAGUAAAUUGUUGCAAAUGUAGUGAAUAAAUAUAUGGUUGUCAAAAACUGUG